AUGACUGCAUUACAAAUUGCUGCUCAGAUGGGUCGUCUUGAUGUCACCGUAUAUCUAAUCAUUCAAGGAGCUGAGGUGAAUAAGGGAGAUAAUGAGGGUUGUACUGCAUUACACGGUGCUGCUGCCAAUGGUCACCAUGAUGUCACCAAAUAUCUGAUCAGACAAGGAGCCGGAGUGAAUAAGGCAAAUAAUGAGGCUGAGGUGAAUGAGGGAGAUACUGAGGGUAGGACUGCAUUACACAAUGCUGCUUUCGAAGGUCACCUUGAUGUCACCAAAUGUCUCAUCAUUCAAGGAGCUGAUGUGAAUGAGAGAGAUAAUGACGGUGUGGCUGCCUUACACAAGGCCGCUCAGGAGGGUCACCUUGAAGUCACCAAAUAUCUGAUCAGUCAAGGAGCUGAUGUGAAUGAGAGAGAUAAUGAAGGUCUCGCUGCCUUACGCAGGGCCGCUCAGGAGGGUCGCCUUGAAGUUACAAAAUAUCUCAUCAGUCAAGGAGCUGAUGUGAAUGGGGUAGAUAAUGAUGGUUUGGCUGCCUUACUCAGUGCUGCUUCCGAAGGUCACCUGGAAGUCACCAAAUAUCUUGUCAGUCAAGGAGCCGAGGUGAAUAAGGGAGAUAAUAAGGGUAGGACUGCAUUACAAUUCGCUGCUAUAAAUGGUCACCUUGAUGUCACUAAAUAUCUGAUCAGUCAAGGAGCCGAGGUAAAUAAGGAAAGUAAUAAGGGUAGGACUGCAUUACACAAUGCUGCUUUCGAAGGUCACCUUGAUGUCACCAAAUGUCUGAUCAGUCAAGGAGCUGAGGUUAAUAAGGGAACUAAUGAGGGUGUCACUGCAUUAUACCUUGCUGCUCAGGAGGGUCAGCUUGAUGUCACCAAAUAUCUUAUCAGUCAAGGAGCUGAGGUGAAUAGAGGAAAUAAUAAGUGUUGGACUGUAUUACACAGUGCUGCUCAAGAGGGUCAUCUUGAUGUCGCCGAAUAUCUCAUCAGUCAAGGUGCUGAGGUGAAUAAGGGAGAUAAUGACGUUACUGCACUACACAGUGCUGUCCAGGAGGGUUAUCUUGGUGUCACAAAGUAUUUGCUAGCUCAAGGAAUAAGUGUGAACAUGGGCAACAGAAAUGGCUACACCCCCUUGCACGUUGCUGUUAUGAAAGGUGACUUUGAUAUUGUUAAGGUCCUGCUUGAGGAAGGAGCCCUAGUUGAUGUAAAGGAUGCCAAUGGACAGACCCCACUGCAUCUAUCUUCAAAGAAAGGAAGUACCAACUGUUCAGCCAUCUUAGCAAUGCAUGCAAAGAUCUCUGGGAUUCUCGAUCAACGUGAUGAUGAAGGAUUGACUGCCAUUCACCUCGCCACUCAAAAUGGCCACACACCGGUUGUCGAGUCGCUGGUUUCCCAUGGAGCUUCCUUAAACAUCCAGUCGCACAAUGGAAAGACCUGUCUUCAUGAAGCCAUCAUACUUUCAGAUCACAAGGGCAGAAAAGAGCAAUUAAAAGGGAGAUCCAAACAGAUCUCAGAAGACUCCUAUCAUCACGAGCUUUCCCCAGAGAAGGCUUUAGAACUAGUCUUAUACCUUCUGGAGCAUGACGCGAAACUGGACGUAAGGGAUGGUGAAGGCAAACUACCAGUUCACUAUGCUACCGAUGAAGUUAUCCGACAGGAGAUAUUUUCAAGGUUACCGUCAAUAGAGAUGAUCACAAGAUAUCGAGCUGAAGAAGCCAUACCCUUGGUUACGGUGUUUGCUCAUGUCGGUAAUGGAGGAAAGCAGAUAGAACUGGCGGACCUUGGUAUAUCCAUGUCUAUCCCACCAGGGGCUGUACAAGAGAGUGGCUCCUGCGAGAUAACAUUAACCAGUAUACAAGAUCCUCCAAGUAUAGACAGUCAGGGAGAUGAAUCAUUGGCCUGUCUUGGGAUCAGAUGUGAGCCUCCAAACAUGAUCUUUCACCAGCCUGUUAAGAUCAAGAUACCUCACUCAGCCUUCAUCGUCAACCCAGAUCGAGUGAAGCCUGAUAUCGUUUGCCGUUCAUGGGAUUCAGUGAAGGAUCUACCAAGAAUAUCGAGAAAUAGAUCAUCCAGCUCACCAGACGAACCACCAUACUGCAGAGUGUACAAGAGACAUCUUGAGCUGUACAUCGGUCACUGUGCUGAGUGGUGGGUUCUUAUUUCUCUUGAACAGCAGGUGAUCCGACACCAACUUAUGUGCACUCCAUACAUCCCGGAAACCGUAGAAAGAGGCAAAGAGAUAGAAGUUCAUCUUCAUGUGCAUGCCGAUGUUCCUGGCAUGGAUACAGAAGUUCUACACGAGGAGAAGCAUCAGUCGUACCGCAAGGCCCAUCGUUCGGUCCCAUUUAGCAUCACAUCUCAUUCAGGUGACGUUACAGUGGCACAUGAUUGUGAGGGGAAGAUGGCAGAAACUAAGCUGCUCUCUCUACAGCAAAUUCAAAACCGAAUGAGUCAUAAUGUGCUCUUGAAAGUGCCCCCGAUGGAGAACGAUACCGGUACUCCAUUUAACGUGAUAACCAUCACAGUUACACAGUCUGGGAAGCUAGGGGUGUCUCGAUCAAUGGCAUUCGUCAUUAGAUACGAAGAUGAAAUCAAGGGUCCUGAAUUUACUCAAGUUAUCCGAGAAAUCGAAGGAACCUUUCGAAAUGAUCUCCCUGAUGUAGAUAUCCAGAACAUUGCUGAAAAGCUUUCGAUAGACGACUUUUAUGACCUGGGAGUUGCACUUGGUUUCCAAAUACAACAACUGGAUGCAAUAGAGUAUAAGAGGCUCAAAGACCGACAAGAGGCCAUCCACGAAAUUUUGAUAACAUGGAAACAAAGCCAACUACCAAAUCAAAACGUGAAGGAAGUGCUUCUUUCACUCCUGAAGUCUGCAGAAACAGAGGCAGAAAAGACGAAAAUGACAGACAUUGCUUCAACCAGUGACAUUUCUGACCAAGACUUGCUCAAAUUGGCAAGAACUAUUAAGUGGACGGACUUCACAGAGAUUGGCACAAAGCUUGGAAUCAGUCAGAAUAAGCUUCAGAACAUCAAACACAGGACAUUGCAGAAUCGCAAAGACGCUAACAUCCAAAUGCUCUGCAUGUGGAAGGCAUCUCAAAGAUCGGGUGCUAAAGCGACUAAGACGUUGAAGUGCAUUUGGGAAUCUGUCUUCUUGGCAUCGGCUGAGAAUACAGGCAACUGUUCUUCAUUGUUAAUAAAAAAAAAGCUCUAUGACUUAUAUAUAUUAUUUGAUUGGUUAUUCUUAUCAAAUGUAGAAACAAACAUAAAUCUUAACUGAACUUUGUCUUCAAUGUAAUCAUACGAUUGAAAUGUUUAGUGGUAAUAAC
Strongylocentrotus purpuratus (purple sea urchin) is the source of this 3319-nucleotide messenger RNA. RefSeq names its product ankyrin-3-like. The transcript is spliced from 13 exons. Gene Ontology annotation, biological process: innate immune response; signal transduction. Gene Ontology annotation, molecular function: protein binding. The coding region runs from base 1 to 3270 and encodes 1089 amino acids. Gene Ontology annotation, cellular component: cytoplasm. Lineage: Eukaryota; Metazoa; Echinodermata; Echinoidea; Camarodonta; Strongylocentrotidae. The record is from RefSeq and is a predicted model, not a curated record.